Odocoileus virginianus texanus is the source of this 12874-nucleotide messenger RNA. The record is from RefSeq and is a predicted model, not a curated record. NCBI's taxonomy places the organism in Eukaryota, Metazoa, Chordata, Mammalia, Artiodactyla, Cervidae.
UCCCAUAAGCUGUGCAGAAUGGCCACCAAAACAAACAAACAAACAAACAAAAACCACCAAAAACCAUGUUGUAUAGUGCCCAUCCCAUGUGCCAGGCACAGGCAUGCAGCAAUACCAAGACAGAUGAAGUCCCUGUUCUUAUGGAAUUCGCAUUCUGGUAGUGGGGAAAAGAUAAUAAUCAAGUAGCCACACAAACAGAUAGUUCAGGCAGCAAUAAAUGGCAUGAAGAAUAUAAGCAGGACACUGCGAUGAAGUGUGAUGAAAGACUGGUCCAAUCGGGCAACAAGGAAGACCUCUGGGAGUCGAUGACAUGUGAGUUAAGAUUUGAAAAGGAAGGAGCCAACCUCUAAGAGCUGAGUGAAAAGCAUCCCAGACAGAGAAAACAUAUAGUGCAAAGGCCCUUAGGUUAAUGUAAGCUUAUAGUGUCUGUGGAACAAACAAAAAAGACCAGUGUGGAUGGAACAGUAAAAAAAUAAAUAAAAUAAGGAGUGGGAGAGCAGGGUGACCAAAUGAUAUCAGAAAGCAAGGUAGAGACAGAUCUGCCCAGGGAGGGUCUAUGGUAGGAUUGAGCUGAAUGUGGAUUUUUGCAAACACGUGAGUUGGGUAGAUGAGCUGUGGGUGGUGGGACUGUGGGUGUGUGUGUUGGGGAAGGGGACAUUCAUCUUGUCUGCUCUGUGAAGCUGCUCUCAUAUGUGCCCUCUCUCCCCACAGCCUCCGGAAAGAUGCCCACCCAAUGUUCCCUAACCUCCAACCUGGCCCUUCUGAUGCUGCUGGGCACUGUCACAGCAGGCCCUUUCUCUCCACGGUCCAAUGUGACACUUCCAGCCCCACGGCCCCCUCCCCAGCCGGGGGGCCGUACAGUGCAGCCAGAAGGGGGAGGCCCUUCUUCUCGGCUCUACGAGCACACCGUGGAAGGAGGGGAGAAGCAGGUGGUGUUCACCCACCGCAUUAACCUGCCCCCUUCAGCUGGCUGUGGCUGUCCCCCAGGCACUGAGCCCCCUGUCCCUGCUUCAGAGGUGCAGGCCUUGAGGGUCCGACUGGAGAUCCUGGAGGAGCUGGUGAAGGGGCUCAAGGAACAGUGCAUUGGGGGCUGUUGUCCUCCAGCUGCCCAGGCUGGCACAGGCCAGACCGACAUUCGAAGCCUCUGCAGUCUCCAUGGUGUGUUUGACCUGAGCCGCUGUGCCUGCUCCUGCGAGCCAGGCUGGGGUGGGCCCACCUGCUCGGACCCCGCAAGUGCCGAGGGACCCCCCUCCUCGCCACCCUCCGCCCCCAGUUCCUGCCCGGACGACUGCAAUGAUCAGGGUCGCUGCGUCCGUGGUCGCUGCGUGUGCUUCCCUGGCUACACCGGGCCCAGUUGUAGCUGGCCCUCCUGCCCGGGGGACUGCCACGGCCGCGGACGCUGCGUGCAGGGCGUGUGCGUGUGCCGCGCGGGCUUCUCCGGGGACGACUGCAGUGUGCGCUCCUGCCCUCGCGGCUGCAGCCAGAGGGGACGCUGCGAGGACGGGCGCUGCGUGUGCAAUCCAGGCUACAGUGGCGAGGACUGUGGGGUGAGGAGCUGCCCCCGAGACUGCAGCCAGAGAGGACGCUGCGAGAAUGGGCGCUGCGUGUGCAACCCCGGUUACACUGGCGACGACUGUGGGGUAAGGAGCUGUCCCCGAGGCUGCAGCCAGAAGGGGCGCUGCGAGGAUGGGCGCUGCGUCUGUGACCCGGGCUACGCUGGCGACGACUGCGGCUCGCGGACCUGCCCGUGGGACUGUGGAGAGGGCGGACGCUGUGUGGACGGCCGCUGCGUGUGCUGGCCCGGGUACGCGGGCGAGGACUGCAGCACGCGGACCUGUCCCCGCGACUGUCGGGGCCGAGGGCGUUGCGAGGAUGGCGAAUGCAUCUGCGACCCGGGCUACAGCGGGGACGACUGCGGCGUGCGCAGCUGCCCAGGCGACUGCAACCAAAGGGGCCGCUGCGAGGACGGCCGCUGCGUAUGCUGGCCUGGGUACUCGGGGCCCGACUGCGGAGCGCGUGCCUGCCCGCGCGACUGUCGGGGCCGCGGGCGCUGCGAGAACGGCGUAUGCGUGUGCCACGCGGGCUACAGUGGCGAGGACUGCGGCGUGCGCAGCUGUCCCGGGGACUGUCGCGGCCGGGGCCGUUGCGAGAGUGGCCGCUGCGUGUGUUGGCCCGGGUACACAGGCCGGGACUGCGGUAUGCGCGCCUGCCCUGGCGACUGUCGCGGGCGCGGGCGCUGCGUAGACGGCCGCUGCGUGUGCAACCCGGGCUUCGCAGGAGAGGACUGCGGGAACCGUCGGUGUCCCGGGGACUGUCGCGGUCGCGGCCGCUGCGAAGAUGGCGUGUGCUCGUGCGACGUGGGCUACGAGGGCGAAGACUGCGGCACGCGCAGCUGCCCCAGGGGUUGCCAAGGCCGCGGCCAAUGCCUGGAGGGGCGCUGCGUGUGCGACGACGGCUACGAGGGUGAGGACUGCGGCGUAAGACGGUGCCCGCGCGACUGCAACCAGCGCGGCGUGUGCCAGGACGGUGUGUGCACCUGUUGGGAGGGCUUCGCGGGCGAGGACUGUGGCCUCCGUGUCUGCCCCGCCAACUGUAACCGGCGCGGUCGCUGCGAGAACGGGCGCUGCGUGUGCGACUCAGGCUACACAGGCCCCUCCUGCGCCACCCGCACCUGCCCGGCCGACUGCCGGGGCCAUGGUCGCUGUGUGCAGGGCAUGUGCGUGUGCCACCUGGGCUACAGCGGCGAGGACUGUGGGCAGGAAGAGCCUCCUGCCAGCGCCUGCCCCGGGGGCUGCGGGCCGCGGGAACUGUGCCGCGCAGGCCAGUGCGUCUGCGUCGAGGGCUUCCGGGGCCCCGACUGCGCCAUCCAGACGUGCCCCGGGGACUGCCGUGGCCGGGGAGAGUGUCGUGAGGGCAGCUGUGUCUGCCAAGACGGCUAUGCAGGGGAGGACUGCGGGGAAGAGGUGCCGGCCAUUGAGGGCAUGAGGAUGCACCUGCUGGAGGAGACGACGGUUCGGACAGAGUGGACCCGGGCUCCUGGCAAUGUGGAUGCCUACGAAAUCCAGUUCAUCCCAACGACAGAGGGGGCGAGCCCCCCAUUCACAGCACGGGUGCCCAGCUCUGCCUCAGCCUAUGACCAGAGAGGAUUAGCCCCUGGUCAGGAGUACCAGGUCACUGUCCGUGCCCUUCGAGGGACUAGCUGGGGCCCUCCUGCCUCCAAGACCAUCACCACCAUGAUUGACGGUCCCCAGGACCUCCGCGUGGUGGCUGUGACACCAACCACCCUGGAGCUCAACUGGCUGCGCCCCCAGGCUGAAGUGGACCGGUUUGUGGUGUCCUACGUCAGUGCUGGCAACCAGAGGGUGCGGCUGGAAGUGCCCUCUGAGGCAGACGGGACGCUGCUGACCGGCCUGAUGCCAGGUGUAGAAUACGUGGUGACCGUCACUGCUGAGCGGGGCCGGGCAGUAAGCUACCCAGCUUCCAUCAGAGCCAACACAGGGUCCUCCCCCUCAGGCCUCUUGGGGGCCACUGAUGAGCCUCCUCCCUCAGGCCCUUCAACGACUCAAGGGGUUCAGGCCCCGGUCCUGCAGCAGCGCCCCCAGGAGCUGGCCGAGUUGAGGGUGCUGGGCAAAGACAAGACAGGGCGCCUCCGAGUGGCCUGGACCGCCCAGCCUGACACCUUUACCCACUUCCAGCUGCGCCUACGGGUGCCCGAAGGGCCAGGGGCCCAUGAGGAGCUGCUGCCAGGGGAUGUCCGUCAGGCUCUGGUGCCCUCACCCCCUGCUGAAUCCCCCUAUGAGCUGUCACUUCGUGGGAUCCCUCCCAGCGGCGAGCCCUCUGCCCCUCUCAUCUACCAAGGCAUUAUGGACAAGGAUGGGGAGAAACCUGGGAAGCCCUUGGCCCCACCUCGCCUGGGCAAGCUGACAGUGACGGACGUGACCUCCGACUCCCUGCUUCUGCACUGGACAGUCCCUGAGGGCGAGUUCGAUUCCUUCGUGAUCCAGUACAAAGACAGGGACAGGCCCCAGGUGGUGCCUAUAGAGGGGCCCCAGCGCACAGCCCUCAUCUCCAACCUGGACGUCGGCCGCAAGUACAAAUUUGUCCUGUACGGGCUCGUGGGCAAGAAGAGGCAUGGCCCCCUGGUGGCUGAAGCCAAGAUCUUGCCUCAGACUGAUCCCAGCCCAGUGACUCCGCCCCGCCUGGGGAAGCUGUGGGUGACUGAUCCCACCCCAGACUCACUGCACCUCUCCUGGACUGUCCCUGAGGGCCAGUUUGACUCCUUCGUGGUCCAGUAUAGGGACAAGGACGGACGGCCCCAGGUGGUGCCCGUGGAAGGGCCCGAGCGCUCGGUCAUUAUCUCCCCGCUGGACCCUGACCACAAGUACAGAUUCACUCUGUUUGGGAUUGCCAACAAGAAACGGCACGGCCCCCUCACGGCCGAUGGCACCACCGCCCCAGAGAAGAAAGAGGAGCACCGCCAUGCAGAGCCCCCAGAGCAGCCCCUGCUGGGGGAGCUGACAGUGACUGGCACCACUGCAGACUCCCUGCGCCUCUCCUGGACAGUGGCCCAGGGCUCUUUCGACUCCUUCGUGGUCCAGUACAAGGAUGCCCAGGGGCGGCCCCAAGCAGUACCCGUCAGGGGUGAUGAGAAUGAGGUCGCCAUCCCCCGCCUGGAGCCCAAUCGGAAGUAUAAGAUGAACCUCUAUGGGCUUCAUGGCAGGCAGCGCGUGGGGCCUGUGUCCGUGGUGGCCACCACAGUCCCUCAGGAAGUCCUGGAUGAGACCCCCAGCGCCACAGAGAGGGAGGAGACCCCCAGCCCCACAGAACCCAGCACAGAGGCCCCAGAGCCACCCAAGAAGCCCCUCCUGGGGGAGCUGACGGUGACAGAAUCCUCCCUGGACUCGCUGAGCCUCUCCUGGACUGUCCCCCAGGGCCACUUUGACUCCUUCACCGUCCAGUACAGAGACGGGGACGGGCAACCCAGGGUGAUGAGGGUGCCAGGGGAUGAGGAUGGGGUCACCAUCUCGGGCCUGGAGCCAGACCACAAGUACAAGAUGAACUUAUAUGGCUUCCAUGACCGCCAGCGUGUGGGCCCCGUCUCUGUCAUCGGGGUGACCACUGCAGAGGAAGAGACCCCUAGCCCUACAGAGAUGGGGGAGACCCCCAGCCCCACAGAGAUGGAGGAGACCCCCAGCCCCACGGAACCCAGCACAGAGGCCCCGGAGCCCCCCAAGGAGCCCCUCCUGGGGGAGCUGACAGUGACAGGAUCCUCCCCGGACUCGCUGAGCCUCUCCUGGACCGUCCCCCAGGGCCACUUCGACUCCUUCACCGUCCAGUACAAGGGCAGGGACGGGCCCCAGGUGGUGCGUGUCGGGGGCGAGGAGACCGAGGUGACCAUUGGGGGCCUGGAGCCGGGACGCAAGUACAAGAUGAACCUGUACGGCCUGCACGGAGGGCGGCGCAUGGGCCCCGUGUCCACCGUGGGCGUGACCGCUCCACAAGCAGAAGAGACUCCUCCGGCCACCGAGCCCCCCAAGGAACCACACCUCGGGGAGCUGACAGUGACAGAUGUGACCCCCAACUCUGUGGGCCUCACAUGGACAGUCCCUGAGGGUCAGUUUGACUCUUUUGUGGUCCAGUACAAGGACAGGGACGGGCAGCCCCACGUGAUCCCUGUGGCCGCAGACCAGCGAGAGGCCACUGUCUCCGGGCUGGAGCCUGAGCGCAAAUACAGGAUGAACGUGUAUGGGCUACAUGGUGGGCAGCGCGUGGGCCCCCUCUCCGUGGUGGCCCUGACCGCUCCCGUCCCCCCAGCCCCAGUCACAGAGCCUCCCGUGGAGCCACGCCUGGGGGAGCUGACGGUGAUGGAUGUGACCCCGGACUCUGUGGGCCUCUCCUGGACCGUCCCCAAGGGUGGAUUCGACUCCUUCUUGGUCCAGUACAAGGACAGGGAUGGGCAGCCCCAGGUGGUGCCUGUGGCCGCCGACCAGCGUGAGGUCACUGUCCCCGGCCUGGAGUCCAGUAGGAAAUACAAAUUCCUGCUCUUUGGGAUCCAAGAUGGGAAACGCCGUGGCCCAGUCUCUGUGGAGGCAAAGACAGUUGGCCGAGGUGACGCCAGCCCAGGAGCCCCACCCCGCCUCGGGGAGCUGUGGGUGACAGACCCCACCCCAGACUCACUGCGCCUCUCCUGGACGGUCCCCGAGGGCCACUUCGACUCCUUUGUGGUCCAGUUCAAGGACAGGGAUGGGCCCCGCGUGGUGUCCGUGGAGGGCCAUGAGCACUCAGUCACCAUCAGCCCUCUGGACUCCGGCCGCAAGUACAGAUUCCUUGUCUACGGCCUCCUGGGCAAGAGGCGCCAUGGCCCCCUCACCGCCGAGGGCACCACAGAGACCCGCAGAGCAGUGGACGAGGCUGGAACAAAGCGUCCCUCCAAACCACGUCUGGGGGAAGAGCUGCAGGUGACCGGUGUGACAUCAGACUCCGUGGGCCUCUCGUGGAUGGUUCCUGAGGGCCACUUCGACUCCUUUGUGAUCCAGUACAGGGACAGAGACGGGCAACCCCAGGUGGUGCCCGUGGAGGGCAGCCGCAGGGAGGUCAGUGUCUCGGGCCUGGACCCUGCCCGCAGGUACAAGCUGCUGCUCUACGGGUUGUCCAGGGACAAGCGAAUGGGUCCCAUCUCUGCCAUCGCUGUGACCGAACCAGCCCCUAGGGAAGAAAUCGAAGCUGAGCCUGAAACCUUCAGUCAUACAGCAUCUGAGCCCCAUCUGGGGGAGGUGACUCUGGAGGAGGCCACCCCACACAGCCUGCAUCUCUCGUGGACAGCAACUGAGGGAGAAUUUGACUCCUUCGAGGUCCAAUACACAGAUGAGGAUGGGCAACGCCAAGAAGUUAAUGUAGGGGGCGACCAGCGUGACAUCACCAUCUCUGACCUGGAAUCCGACCACAGAUACCUGGUGAGCCUGUACGGUUUCCACGAUGGGCAACGUGUUGGUCCUGCCCACAUCGAGGCCAUGACAGCCCCAAGAGAGGAGGAUGAUGAACCUUCAGAAUCUCCCUCUACCCCCCAAACCCCGUCCACCGUGGCCCCCGAGCCUCCCAUCAAGCCCCGCCUGGGGGAGCUGGAGGUGACAGAUGCCACGCCUGACUCCCUGAGCCUCUCCUGGACCAUCCCCGAGGGCCAGUUCGACCACUUCCUGAUCCAGUACAAGAACGGGGAUGGGCAGUCCAAGGUGGUGAGGGUCCCUGGGGACGAGGACAAGGUCACCAUCUCGGGCCUGGAGCCAGACCACAAGUACAAGAUGAACCUGUAUGGCUUCCAUGACCGCCAGCGUGUGGGCCCCAUCUCUGUCAUCGGGGUGACCACUGCAGAGGAAGAGACCCCCAGCCCCACAGAGAUGGAGGAGACCCCCAGCCCCACGGAACCCAGCACAGAGGCCCCGGAGCCCCCCGAGGAGCCCCUCCUAGGGGAGCUGACAGUGACAGGAUCCUCCCCAGACUCGCUGAGCCUCUCCUGGACCGUCCCCCAGGGCCACUUCGACUCCUUCACCGUCCAGUACAAGGGCAGGGACGGGCCCCAGGUGGUGCGUGUCGGGGGCGAGGAGACCGAGGUGACCGUUGGGGGCCUGGAGCCCGGACGCAAGUACAAGAUGAACCUGUACGGUGUGCACGGGGGGCAGCGCAUGGGCCCCGUGUCCACCGUGGGCGUGACCGCCCCGGAAGAGGAGCCCCCUGCUAGCCCUCCUUUGAAGCCACAGCUGGGGGAGCUGACUGUGACAGAUGCCACUCCCGACUCUCUGAGCCUCUCCUGGACUGUCCCCGAGGGCCAGUUUGACCACUUCCUAGUCCAAUACAAGAACGGGGACGGGCAGCCCAAGGCGGUAAGGGUGUCCGGGGACGAGGAUCGGGUCACCAUCUCGGGCCUGGAGCCAGACCACAAGUACAAGAUGAACCUGUACGGCUUCCACGACCACCAGCGCGUGGGCCCCAUCUCCACUGUCGGUUUAACUGCCUCAGAAAAAGACCAAGAAAUGACCCCAGCCCCAACAGACCUGCCCAUUGCAGCUCCUGAGCCUCCCAUCAAGCCCCGCCUGGGGGAACUGGCAGUGACAGAUGCCACCCCCGACUCCCUGAGCCUCUCCUGGACCGUCCCUGAGGGCCAGUUCGAUCACUUCUUGAUCCAGUACAAGAACGGGGAUGGGCAGCCCAAGGCGGUGAGGGUGCCUGGGGACGAGGACAGGGUCACCAUCUCGGGCCUGGAGCCAGACCACAAGUACAAGAUGAACCUGUAUGGCUUCCACGACCGCCAGCGUGUGGGCCCCGUCUCUGUCAUCGGGGUGACCACUGCAGAGGAAGAGACCCCCAGCCCCACAGAGAUGGAGGAGACCCCCAGCCCCACGGAACCCAGCACAGAGGCCCCGGAGCCCCCCGAGGAGCCCCUCCUAGGGGAGCUGACAGUGACAGGAUCCUCCCCAGACUCGCUGAGCCUCUCCUGGACCGUCCCCCAGGGCCACUUCGACUCCUUCACCGUCCAGUACAAGGGCAGGGACGGGCCCCAGGUGGUGCGUGUCGGGGGCGAGGAGACCGAGGUGACCAUUGGGGGCCUGGAGCCGGGACGCAAGUACAAGAUGAACCUGUAUGGCCUGCAUGGGGGGCGGCGCGUGGGCCCCGUGUCCACUGUGGGCGUGACCGACCCUCAGGAGGUUGUGGAAGAGACCCCCAGCCCCAUGGAGCCCAGCACAGAGGCCCCAGAACCCCCCGAGGAGCCCCUCCUGGGGGAGCUGACAGUGACAGGAUCCUCCCCGGACUCGCUGAGCCUCUCCUGGACCGUCCCCCAGGGCCACUUUGAUUCCUUCACAGUCCAGUACAAGGGUAGGGACGGGCCCCAGGUGGUGCAUGUCGGGGGCAAGGAGACCGAGGUGACCGCUGGGGGCCUGGAGCCCGGACACAAGUACAAGAUGAACCUGUACGGCCUGCACGGGGGGCGGCGUGUGGGCCCCGUGUCCACCGUGGGCAUGACCGCUCUGGACUACGACUCCAUGACCACCCAAACCCCAUCCACCGCGGUCCCCGAGCCUCCCACCAAGCCCCGCCUGGGGGAGCUGACUGUGACAGAUGCCACCCCCGACUCCCUUAGCCUCUCCUGGACCAUCCCCGAGGGCCAGUUCGACCACUUCCUGAUCCAGUACAAGAAUGGGGACGGGCAGCCCAAGGUGGUGAGGGUGCCCGGGGACGAGGACGAGGUCACCGUCUCGGGCUUGGAGCCAGACCACAAGUACAAGAUGAACCUGUAUGGCUUCCACGACCGCCAGCGUGUGGGCCCCGUCUCUGUCAUCGGGGUGACCACUGCAGAGGAAGAGACCCCCAGCCCCACAGAGAUGGAGGAGACCCCCAGCCCCACAGAGAUGGAGGAGACCCCCAGCCCCACAGAACCCAGCACAGAGGCCCCGGAGCCCCCCGAGGAGCCCCUUCUUGGGGAGUUGACAGUGACAGGAUCCUCCCCAGACUCGCUGAGCCUCUCCUGGACCGUCCCCCAGGGCCACUUCGACUCCUUCACCGUCCAGUACAAGGGCAGGGACGGGCCCCAGGUGGUGCGUGUCGGGGGUGAGGAGACCGAGGUGACCAUUGGGGGCCUGGAGCCGGGACACAAGUACAAGAUGAACCUGUACGGCCUGCAUGGGAGGCGGCGCGUGGGCCCCGUGUCCACCGUGGGCUUGACUGCCUCCCUGACUACAGAGCCCCCCCUGGCACCCCGCCUGGGGGAGCUGGUGGUGGCAGCCGUGACCUCGGACACAGCGCGCCUCUCAUGGACAGUGGAGCAGGGGCCCUUCGAUUCCUUCCUGGUCCAGUACAAGGAUGUGCAGGGGCAGCCCCAGACAGUGCCUGUGGGUGGAGACCUCCGAGAGGUCACAGUUUCAAGUCUGGCCCCCGGCCGCAAGUACAAGUUCCUGCUGUUCGGACUCCGGGAUGAGAAACGACAUGGCCCAGUCUCUGCAGACGCAAAGACUCUCCCAGACACAAAACCUGCUCCCCGCCUGGGGGAGCUGACGGUGAUGGAUGUGACCCCGGACUCUGUGGGCCUCUCCUGGACCGUCCCUGAGGGUGAAUUCGACUCCUUCGUGGUCCAGUACAAGGACAGGGACGGGCAGCCCCGCGUGGUGCCUGUGGUCACUGACCAGCGUGAGGUCACCAUCCCCGGCCUGGAGCCCAAUAGGAAAUACAAGUUCCUGCUCUAUGGGCUGGUAGGCAGGAAACGACUGGGCCCCAUCUCCGCUGAAGGCAGCACAGCCCCCCUGGAGAAGGAACGGCAGCCCCCACCCCGCCUGGGGGAGCUGACAGUGACGGAUGAGACCCCAAACUCCCUGCACCUCUCAUGGACGGUGGCCCAGGGCCCCUUUGACUCCUUCGUGAUCCAGUACAGGGGCACAGACGGGCAGCCCCAGAUGGUGCCUGUGGCUGCAGACCAGAGGGAGGUCACCGUAGAGGGCCUGGAGCCUGGCAGGAAAUACAAGUUUCUGCUCUAUGGGCUCCUUAGAGGACAGCGCCUGGGCCCCGCCUCUGUCCUGGGAAUGACAGCCCCAGAAGAGGACACACCAGCGCCCUGGAGCCCAGCCACAGAGGCCCCCAAGCUCCCUGAAGGGCCCCGCCUAGGGGUGCUGGCGGUGAGGGACGUGUCCCCGGACUCCCUGCGCCUCUCCUGGAGUGUGGUCCGGGGCCCCUUCGACUCCUUCGUGGUCCAGUAUCAGGACACAGAUGGGCAGCCCCAGGCCUUGCUCGUGGGGGGCGACCAGAACAAGGUCCUCGUGUCUGGCCUGGAGCCCAGCACCUCCUACAAGUUCUUCCUCUAUGGCCUCCAUGAAGGGAAGCGCCUGGGGCCCGUCUCAGCUGACGGCACCACAGGGCCAGUUCCUGCAGGUCAGACCCCCGGAGAGCCGGGGCCCCGGCUGUCCCACCUGUCGGUGACUGAUGUGACCACCAGUUCACUGCGGCUCAACUGGGAGGCCCCACCCGAGGCCUUUGACUCCUUCCUGCUCCGCUUCGGAGUCCCAUCUCCAAGCACCCUGGAACCGCAGCUACGUCCCCUGCUGCAGCGGGAGCUGACAGUGCCAGGGACACGGCGCUCGGCCGUGCUGCGGGACCUGCAUCCAGGGACCCUGUAUACCCUUACAUUGUACGGGCUGCGUGGGCCCCACAAGGCCGACAGCAUCCAGGGCACAGCCCGGACCCUCAGCCCAGUUCUGGAGAGCCCCCGUGACCUCCAAUUCAGUGAAAUCAGGGAGACCUCAGCCAGGGUCAGCUGGACACCCCCAACGUCCAGGGUGGACGGCUUCAAAGUUUCCUACCAACUGGCAGAUGGAGGGGAGCCACAGAGUGUGCAGGUGGAUGGCCGGACCCAGAAACUCGAGGGGCUGAUCCCAGGCGCUCAGUACGAGGUGACUGUGGUCUCCGUCCGUGGCUUUGAGGAGAGUGAGCCUCUCACAGGCUUCCUGACCACAGUUCCUGAUGGCCCCACCCAGCUGCGGGCACUGAACCUGACUGAUGAAUCCGCCCUGCUGCACUGGAAGCCCCCUCAGACCCCGGUGGAUACCUAUGACGUCAAGGUCACAGCCCCAGGGGCCCCUUCCCUCCAGGCCUCAGCCCCUGGCAGUGCCAUGGACUACCCCCUGCAGGGCCUGGUGACCCACACCAACUACACGGCAACCUUGCGUGGCCUUCGGGGCCCCAACUUCACCUCCCCAGCCAGCAUCACCUUCACCACAGGGUUGGAGGCGCCCCAGGACUUGGAGGCCAAGGAAGUGACACCCCGUACAGCCCUGCUCACUUGGACGGCACCAGAAGUCUCCCCAACUGGUUACCUGCUCAGCUUCAACACCCCAGGGGGACAGACCCAGGAGAUCCUGCUCCCAGGAGGGGUCACCUCUCACCAGCUCCGCGGCCUCUUUCCCUCCACCCCCUACAGCACAUGGCUCCGGGCCAUGUGGGGCGACAGCUUCACUCCCCCCGUGUCCACCUCCUUCAUCACUGGUGGACUGCGGAUCCCCUUUCCCCGGGACUGUGGGGAGGAGAUGCAGAAUGGGGUCAGCACAUCAAGGACCACCACCAUCUUCCUCAAUGGCAACCGCGAGCGACCCCUGAACGUGUUUUGUGACAUGGAGACCGAUGGGGGUGGCUGGCUGGUAUUCCAGCGCCGCAUGGAUGGAAAAACGGACUUCUGGAGGGACUGGGAGGACUACGCCCAUGGUUUUGGGAACAUCUCUGGGGAGUUCUGGCUGGGCAAUGAGGCCCUGCACAGCCUGACCAAAGCCGGCGACUACUCCUUGCGCGUGGAUCUGCGGGCUGGGGACGAGGCCGUGUUUGCCCAGUACGACUCCUUCCAAGUAGACUCGGCCGAUGAGUACUACCGCCUCCACCUGGAAGGCUACCAUGGCACGGCAGGGGACUCCAUGAGCUAUCACAGCGGCAGUGUCUUCUCUGCCCGGGACCGAGACCCCAACAACUUGCUCAUCUCCUGUGCUGUCUCUUACCGAGGGGCCUGGUGGUACAGGAACUGCCACUAUGCCAACCUCAACGGGCUCUAUGGGAGCACAGUGGACCACCAGGGAGUGAGCUGGUACUACUGGAAGGGCUUCGAUUUCUCCGUGCCCUUCACGGAAAUGAAGCUGAGACCGAGAAGCUACCAGCCCCCAGGCAGGGGAGGCUGAGCCGUCGCUCACCCCUCCAGCGCCCCACCAUGACUGCCGAGCACUGAGGGGUUGCGCCGAGAGAAGAGCCAGGGGCCACCUUGACCAUCCAGCCACCAGCGGAAGCCUUCUCCACCCGCGAUCUCACAGCACCAUGUUUACAGGGGGGAGGGCAGGGGUUUGUACGGGAGCAAUAA